AUGAUAGGUUGCACUCUAAAUAAACCCUAUAGAAGAAGAGAGCUCCUACUACCUUCUUUGGUUUGCAUUUUUUCCGUCAUGCUAAAGAUAAGCAUUUAAUUCUUGUGCAGGAGGUUUCUCGUCUAAGAUUGUUACCCUGGAAUCAAUCCAGAUUUUUACUACUCAUGAGUGGCUACCCACAAAACCAGAAGUUAUUUUCCAAUGUCAGGGAGAGAAAAUCAUAGUUUUGCCUGAUGUAACGAAAGCAAACUUGUUAUAUUCCUUCAAGGGUGAAGAAUCUUGGCAGGUUUGUAAUAAGUGAAUCAAGUAUCGCACUUCAAUUGUGUUUCAGCUAUUUUACGGUGUAUGAAUGCUCGGGUCUAGUUACUUUCAAAAGAAGGACACGAGUCGUCCUUUGUUCUGGUUCUGUUUCAAAGUAGUGAAUUUACAUGCUGUGAUGACCGGUCAAUGUGGUACCCGUGGAUUUACCAUUUGUUAAAAAAUGCCUCGAACUUGUCCAUUUCUUUCUCUUUGGAUAAAUAUGGCGUAUUAAGAUCAUAAGUGCUGUCAUCUCUCUAAAUAAUCCUAUCUAAAUAAUGAAGAGACAAAACCAUCUUUGCAAGCUGUCAUAAUGAAUAUCUUUUACUGACUGGUUGAGUGGAAGCGCAUCAUGUCAUUUUAAUUUUUGAGAGGCUAACAGUUAUUGGGAUAUAUUUGAUCCCUAACAACUUAACUACGUCUACUUAUGGACAGGUUUGCUAGAGUCAUCUUUCACUCAAUCGGAAGUUCAUCUAAUUCCCCUGGCUUUUUAAGUGAGAGCUUCUUUCCAAGAAAGCCUACACCUGAAUUAGUGUUUCUGGGACUGUAUAUUGUGUGAUAUUAUGAUCAUCAUUCUACUCUAGCUGAAUUUUGUUUGUAGAGUCGAACAACUUUGGAUAGAAGAGAGCCUCCCAAAGAUUCCAUUUUCCAGUUGACUGAGAAGAAAAAAAAACACAUUAUUGUUUGCUUAAGCCUAUUGCUUCUGCAACCUGAGAACAACCAGUCAAAUUUCUUUGGGAAAGAAAAAAAAAAUUGGUUUCAGGGUAUACACAACACUCAUGCUCCUUUGAGCUAAAGAGUAAAUUGGACGAACACAUAUCUUCUAGAACCAGUCUAAUGAGCCUUAAAUUUUUGUGGAUCCUAUGUGGGCGUAUAAACAGCUUUGUUCUACCUGUCAGACCUCUGGUCAUCAGGCCAUUGAUAAUUAACUCUUUACUAUGCUUCAUUUGUGAACGAGACAUGGCCAAUUCUUUUUGUUUGAUUCCCCAAUUUGUUCAAAUGGGAUGGUAGUCGACCUCCUGGUUUCUAAAAAUGAAGGUAUUUCAUCCUCAGCUAGAAGAAUGCUAAAUGAUAUAUAUAUAUAUAUAUAUAUAUAUAUAUAUAUAUAUAUAUGUAUACAUAUACUGAGUUUUUUAAAAAUUCAUAAAAGUAUUUCUAUCUUGCCCCACAUUUUCCACCCAACUUGGUGAACAGAGGAACAUCGACUGUAAUUGUUUGGCAGCCAUGGUACAUAUGAGGUCCGAGAAGUUUCCUACAAAAAUAUAUGUUUUGCAUUUGCUUAUCAGUUUUUAUUAUUAUUGCAAAAAAUUUGCUUAUUUCCCUCAUCAGGGAAAUCGGAACAAAAUUAUAAAGAUUUCAAUUCGGAAACUCACCUGUCAAUAACGACGUCCUUUGAGAAUUCAUUUUGAAAUCAAUAAUCGACAUAGCUUUUAUGUAUUCCUUCAUCUGUAAUCUGUAGUUUACAAAGAUUCGACUGAAAUUAGUCUCGGCAAUGAGCUUCCAUAUUUUUUUUUUCCGCAGCCUCUGACAGAGCUUCCAGAUAAGAAAUGCAAGAGGUGCGGUUUAUAUGAGAAGGACAUGAUAAAGCCUCGUGAUGUGUUUGAUGAAUGGGAACUUUGUUCCAGCGACUUUGUCAACGGAAAGUAUAUCCAUUUCAAGGGAAAGGAGUUCAACGCCACCUUCUUAUGCCCCGACUGUGGGCCAGUUAAGGAUGGUUCGUACCACAUUUCUGGGCAUCUACUUUCCUGAUUUACCGCAUUUUUUUUUUCAAAAAAGCAUUAAAUAUUUUGGGGCUGUCAAAGGGCCACGCUAGGCUCAACCUCUGCUAGAACCAGCCUCAGCCUAGAGAGAGAGAGAGAGAUGGUGUCGUGGGCUAGGAAGAAAUAUAUAUCUUUUCAUGUUAUGAGCUUGAAAGAAUCUGCCCUGGGCUCAUGCUUCCGCAGAUAAUCAGGCAUCAUUGUUCACCAUGAUUUAUGACCAGAAAUACAUGUCCAUGUGUGCAGGCCCUCCCAGCUCUCCCUCAGAAAGCGGACCCGCCACAGGUCACAGAAUAAGCGUGGAGCUGGUGAUAAUUAUCAGUGCUCUGGUCUCCGCCGUGGUUAUUGCUGCGGCGGUGGCUGGCUACAGAUGCUGGCUGAGGAGAAAGAGGCAGCAAGACCAGGCGCGGUUCCUGAGGCUCUUCGAGGAAGGUGAUGACAUCGAAGAUGAACUUGGUCUGGAGGCCAUAUAA
Molecule: messenger RNA, 2527 nt
Organism: Spirodela intermedia
Lineage: Eukaryota; Viridiplantae; Streptophyta; Magnoliopsida; Alismatales; Araceae
Source: the annotation of a GenBank genome assembly